GUGUUCCCGAAGACAUGUCCCAACAGAUGAGCUCCCAAGACACCUGGGUCACAGAGCAGAGGAAGCUGCAGAAGGACACCGGCUGUACAACCACCUGUAGCGCAGCACGGAGAAUCAGUCCUCUGCAGUGAACAAGAAGCCGUGCAAUCUGUGGAUUUCUGAUAUCUUCAACUUUGAGGCAAUAUUUCGAACGCUUGACGUUACUUUUAAAGAAGUAAACUCUCCUUGACUGACCGUUCAAAGCGCUGUUUGGAUACCUGCGCGCUGCGUUUUCCUGCUCGACCGCUCACCUCCACCAAACCGUAAAGAUUUGGCAAGGAUGGAUCAGCUCUGAUUACAUUGUCAUGGCACACAGACGUGCGGUUCACAGCGGGGAGCAGAGGGUUAUGACUCUAUCUUAACGGGUUUCUUUCUCAGUCGCGCUUUUGUUGUUGUUGUUGUUGUUUUGUUUCCCCGGCGCAGAUAUGGGUUCGGAGAAGCCAAACUUUCUCUCGCAGCCCGUGGUGAAAAACGUCUUCAUGUUCAGGAACGGAGACCCUUACUACGAGGCAAGACGGAUAGUCAUCAACGAGAAGAGAGUGUGUAACUUCGAGACGCUGCUGCGAGAGGUGACCGGCGGGGUACAGGCUCCGUUCGGGGCGGUGAGGAACAUCUACACGCCAAGAAGGGGGCACAAGGUGGACUGCAUGGAGAGCCUGCAGAGCGGGGAGCAGUACGUCGCUGCGGGAAAAGAGAAAUUCAAAAAGCUCGAUUAUCUAGAUAUUGGGACCCGAAAGAAGAGGAUGAUGCAGACACUGCCAGCUCAGGCCAGACCACUCCCACAAAAUCGAAUCAUUGUGUCCGCACGAUUUCUAAAACCCAUCAAAGAACCAUGCACAAUAUUUGUCGUAGCAAACCGUGAUGUGUUGAACCCUGCAAUGAGACUGCUGAUCCACCAGAGGAUGAUGGACCAGUUUGAACGAAUACUAGAAAUGAUUACAGAAAAGAUGGGCUUGCGAAUCCUGGGAGGUGUACGAAGUCUCUACACCUAUGAAGGCCAUCAGGUGACUGAUGGGAGUAAGCUGGAGUGCGGGCAGCUUUACGUGGCUGUGGGCAGAGAGAGAUUUAAGAAGCUUCCAUACAGUGACCUUCUCUUCACUAGGCCCAAAGGAACAAGAAGGAUCAGAGGAAUGAAGGCUCAUUCUUUACCACCCAUCUAUCGAUUCUCAAAACAGAGUGGAAAUAGUAAAUCCCCAGGUCGUUCCAGCGACAGUGGGGAUGGGGAUUCCAAAGCCUCUCCUCCAAACCACUGCGGCAGCAGCAAGGAAGACCUGACCUCUACUGUAAGAGAGAUCUCUCAGGCUAGGCUGCUCACCCUCAGGAAGAAGAAAAGUGGGCAAAGCAUCACGGCCGACUCACCUGAUAACGAUGUCAGAGAACCACAGGCUGACAGUGAAAACACAGAGCGCGAAACCUCCCAAGAUCAGAGAGCUGAAGAGAAACCUGAUGCAUCCGAUGGCCAAAGGGCUUCAAAAGAGGACAGUGAAAAUACCGAAGAGGAACCCUGUUCUGAAAACCCCACAGAAACAGAAAAACCCACAAGCAAAGAUGACAGGGAACAUAUCCAAGACACAAAUGUUGCAAAAGAAGAAGAGGAGAAGAAGGAAGCUGAUGAGCAAAAUGAUGAAAAAGAAGGGGGAGGUACUGCAAUGAAUGAGCAGAAGGUGGAGGAAGUUAAAGAAGUGAAGGAAGAAGUCAGAGUAGAGAGUAAGAAUGAGGUUGAUAUUGAGGAUCAGGCGUCCACUAGCAGUCCUGUUGAUGAUAAGCCCCAGGACAAUAAAGAGCUAAAGGAAGCAUCCUCUGAGGCUAAGAAAGAGCAAGACAAUGAUACAGAAGAAGAUAAGCAAGAGAGAGCUGGUGGUAAUGGGGAGGAAAGCAGCAAUGGCCACAGUAAUGAUGCAGACAUGGGGGAGGAACGAAAGGAGACAGAAAACGGCAACAUGCCUGGCGAGACUCAGUCGGAUAACGAGGAAAAAGGAAGCGGAGCUACUAGAAGCAGCAGCAGGACCAGUAACCAGGAGGAAGAUGUCAUCACAUCAAAAGAUGAUUCUCCCAUUGAGUCAGGAAAAGAAGAGAAGAUUAACAGAGAGAGGAAUGGAAAGGUAGAAACUGAAGUAGAGCCAGAAACAAACUAGCCACAGAAGCAAGAGAGUAUGAGGGCAAUUUUGCUCAAAACAAUCAAGACAACUAAAGUAGCAAAGAGUGAGAUUAGUAAAAGGAAACCCUAAAACUAAAAUGAGCAUUUGCAGAGAAGAAUAAUAAAAAAGAGCAAAAAUAACACAAUUAAUGGAACUGUGCUUUGAUGUUUCCAUUGAGUUUCCAAAAAGAAGAGUUCAUUUCUAUAAGCAGAUAGUCUUUCAAUGCCUUUGACUAACUUCUACAGACACAGCUAAACCAAUGAAAGCUACUGUAUUGUGAUAAAUAUUUAUUUUGCAUAUUAAUGAAUAUGGUUAACUCUUAAGGUGCUUUGUUUAAUGAAACAAUCUGUGAGCUCUCUAGUUUUGAGAAAGAUCAUGUUAACAUUAUAGUGAACACAAACCUUGUGAAUUCCUGUAGGCAUCUAAACAGCCAACAUGGUCUGACAAUCUUGUAUUAAUGCUACAUCCUCACUGUAUAGUCAAAGUGUAAAAUUUAUUUAUUUACUUAUUCAUUUAUAUUUGUCAGAUAUCUGAAGAAUAAAACUGCAUGAAUCAAGAAUAUAUAUAUAUUUUGAGUCAUGUUAAUGAUUCAUUUUUAUAUUUCAGGGCCAGUGUGUGACUGCUGAUUUUCACUAAUGUUGACACUUUUUUGGAGGAGUCUUAUUUCUUUAUUGUACCAUCUGCUUUUUUCCAAGUACCAGCAUUAGCAAAUAUGACUCCCUGCAUAAUGCUAGUACCACUAUGCCACAAAAACAGAUGUACAGAUGCAUGACAGAUGGUGCUCUCUUGUGUGUUUGGGAUCUAUGCUUUUGGUUGCUGCCUCCUCACAUAACAUUUGUACUGCCCUUUUAUUCCUUCUUGGGAGUUUCGUUUUGGCACUGUGGCGUCUUUAAAUUUGAAAACUCUCAGGUUGGCUCUGGGUUUUAAACAUAUUUUUGUGAUUAGGGUAAAGAAGAUUACAGAGAACAGAUUGGGUCCAGAAUUAUUAUGAUAUAUUUUUUUCUGAUUUAUUUUUCAAAGCUAUUUCCAAAGUGGUAUGGAGGGUGGUACCACCACCUGAAAAGUAAAUAGAUGAAAAUGACUGACAAGAGAAUGCAAAAUUUGGUCAAUAUCAGUUCCUGCAAUGAAUAAUAAUAAUAAUAAAAAUUAUUCAAAUGGUUUAAAAUUCCUAUAGGGCAUCUUUCAAAAAAUCAUUGAGUUGGAGUCUCUAAACUAAGAUUCAGUUACUCACAGUUACCACAAGCCAAAUAAUAAUGAUAGAAAAAAAGAAAUAUUAAAGAAAUAAACUUUUUGUAUGGUGUGCAAAUUUGUAUUUCAUAAAGAUUUAAAAAAGGAAAAGGAACUCAAAACAAGCUAA
Molecule: messenger RNA, 3534 nt
Organism: Xiphophorus maculatus (southern platyfish)
Lineage: Eukaryota; Metazoa; Chordata; Actinopteri; Cyprinodontiformes; Poeciliidae
Gene: dcdc2
Product: doublecortin domain containing 2
Exons: 9
Coding region: 465-2174 (569 amino acids)
Biological process (GO): regulation of cilium assembly; neuron migration; intracellular signal transduction
Cellular component (GO): axoneme; kinocilium; microtubule organizing center
Source: RefSeq, a predicted model, not a curated record